Macaca mulatta (Rhesus monkey) is the source of this 1979-nucleotide messenger RNA. The record is from RefSeq and is a predicted model, not a curated record. Lineage: Eukaryota; Metazoa; Chordata; Mammalia; Primates; Cercopithecidae.
UCCUGGUCUUGUGGCGAAGCGCCGUUCUUGGGCCGUUAGGAGCUGCUGGGAAGGGCUCUGAUAGGCCUACCCCUCUUCUCCACCCAGGAGAUGAGAAGGAGGGCAGGCCUUUUUAAUCUGGUAAGAAUGUCAACCCAUCUCUCCACUGCGGUAGAAUCCCUGGAUACAUUAUUUGCCCUCUCGAAAGGCAGGCUCUGAAUCUGAUUCAGGUAUAUUUCUUAAUAGCUAACCAGCACAAUGGAAAACUCAGGGAAAGCAAAUAAAAAGGAUACACAUGAUGGGCCACCAAAAGAAGUUAAAUUGCCUACCAGUGAAGCACUUCUAGACUAUCAAUGUCAAAUAAAGGAAAAUGCAGUGGAGCGAUUUAUGUUUCAAAUAAAGACACUUAGGGAAAAAAACCAAAAAUACCAUGAAAGAAAUAGCCGCUUAAAAGAAGAACAGAUUUGGCACAUACGGCAUCUACUAAAGGAACUGAGUGAAGAGAAGGCAGAGGGAUUGCCAGUUGUAACAAGAGAGGAUGUUGAAGAAGCAAUGAAGGAAAAAUGGAAGUUUGAAAGAGACCAGGAAAAAAACUUGAGAGAUAUGCGCAUGCAAAUAAGUAAUGCUGAGAAACUAUUUCUUGAGAAACUCAGUGAAAAGGAAUAUUGGGAGGAGUACAAGAAUGUAGGGAGUGAACGACAUGCUAAACUCAUUACCUCCUUACAAAAUGACAUCAACACAGUUAAAGAGAAUGCAGAGAAAAUGUCAGAACACUAUAAAAUCACUUUGGAAGAUGCUAGAAAGAAAAUAACCAAAGAAACUUUGUUGCAACUGGACCAAAAGAAGGAAUGGGCCACACAGAAUGCUGUAAAGCUCAUUGACAAGGGCAGCUAUCUAGAGAUCUGGGAGAAUGACUGGCUCAAAAAAGAGGUUGCAAUUCACAGGAAGGAAGUUGAAGAAUUAGAAAAUGCUAUUCAUGAACUGGAAGCAGAAAAUUUGGUGCUUAUUGAUCAACUAUUCAACUGUAGACUUGUGGAUCUCAAGAUACCCAGGCGACUAUAUCUUACCCAAGCUGCUGGACUAGAAGUGCCACCUGAAGAAAUGCCUUUGGAAUUGCCAGAAACACAUAUAGAAGAGAAGUCAGAAUUGCAACCCAUAGAAGUAGAAAGUAGAGACUUGAUGUCCUCAUCAGAUGAAAGCAGUACCUUACAUCUUAGUCAUGAAAAUAGCAUCGAAGAUCUCCAGUAUGUAAAGACAGAUAAAGAGGAAAACUCAUGCACAGAGUUUGGGGACACUGAUAUGAAGUACUUACUAUAUGAGGAUGAGAAGGAUUUCAAGGAUUAUGUAAACUUGGGCCCCCUGGGAGUGAAGCUUAUGAGUGUGGAGAGCAAGAAAAUGCCCAUUCAUUUUCAAGAGAAGGAAAUUCCAGUCAAACUCUAUAAAGAUGUCAGGAGCCCGGAAAGUCGCAUCACAUAUAAGAUGAUGAAGUCUUUUCUCUAAGACUGAAAGCUGCAAAGGAAACACAACGUUUUCUUAUAAAUGUUUUUUGGGAACUGAACUAUAUCCGUUGCCCAUUUUACUUAUGCUUUGGCUCAUUUUUAAACCAGCUGUUAUUUCUAAAGGUCAUAAUUACAUGUAAAAUCAAAGGUAUUCAGCUAUUCAUUUACUUGCAUGGUAUGAGUGACCAAAAUGGAAGCACACUUUGUAUUUCUACAUUGAAGUAUUCAGAAGCAUGACAGUAGUUUCAAGGUAGUCUCUGAGGUUCCUUUUCACACACAAAACAUUCACUGAUUAAUCUGCGAUUCCAAUAUGAAAUAGUUCCAUUAGAAAUGUUUCUAAGAAAAUCUUUGUAUAGCAUUGUCUACACAUCUUUCCCUCUGACGAUGCUCAAUGUGAUAGACAGCCAGUCUGUAAUUCAAGUCAAUUCUUCUUAGUUUAACCCUGUGUAUUAGUCUGUUCUCAUGCUGCUAAUAAAGACAUAAUUGAGACUGGGUAAUUUA